AGACCUCGGACUGUUGAAUUGUAUGCUGAAGGAAUGGGGCAUAUUGCCGACAAUGCCGUGGAGCUUAUCGCCAGCGACCGGGACGAAAAUGGAGACGUAUCGGACUGCUACACCACCAUGCUGAGAUGGGCGCUGGAGUCCGCCAUGUUUGUUUCUCUGGACAAGAGACUAGGACUGCUCGAGAAUCCGCUGCCACCCGACUCAGACGCAGCUGGCAUAAUGAACGGAAUUGUCACACUAUUUUCUGACAUGGACAAACUGGUGACAGGAUUUCCUUACUAUCGCUACUUUGCAACGCCCACCAUUAGGAGUUUUCAACGUACUGGGGAUUACCUAGUCUCGCGCAUGUCACACAUGAUAAAGGAAGCAGCGGAAGCGACCAAAUCAAAGGGUGACAACAAUGAAAACUGCACCAUCCUCCAGCACCUCUACAAUCAGCAGAAAAUGGGAUUCAAGGAAAUGUUCACUUUUCUUCAUGACUUCGUUAUUGGCGGAGCUGAUACGACAGCUGGUGCGGUCACCUACACGUUAUAUCGGUUAGCAAUGAACCCAGUAGCCCAAGAGAAAGCACGACAGGAAGUUCUCGCUGCAACGGAGGACAAUUCUGGCACAUUCUCUGCAGACAUUCAUCAUCACUUACACUACGUCAAAGCCUGUAUAAAAGAGGCACUUCGAUUCCACCCCGUCAUACCAGGAGUGAACCGGAAAUUAAACCAUGACGUCGUAAUGUCAGGUUACUGCAUACCCGCUAAUACAGUCUUACAAACACAGCCAUUUGUUGCUGGAAGGCUGGACGAGAACUUCACUCGGGCUUCGGAAUUCCUACCUGAAAGGUGGCUGCGAUCGAGCGAUGACCCAUCGUCCAAGGAGAAUGACAACACUUGGAAUCUGCAUCCAUUCGCCUCUCUCCCAUUCAGCAUUGGACCAAGAAUGUGCAUUGGCAGAAGAAUCGCUGAGAUGGAGAUUUGCAUUCUUGUGGCCAAGGUGCUGAAAAGAUACCGCGUGGAGAACCAUCACGGCGACAUCGGCUUUCUUACGCAGUUCACCGGCAGGCCAGAAAAGCCAGCUAAGUUCCGGUUUGUGGAACUCAACACCACACUUAACUAAUGCUUAAAAAAAUUGUCGCCGCUGUUACUUCGUCUUCGUGAAUAUUCCA
This is a messenger RNA of Dermacentor silvarum, 1156 nucleotides long. RefSeq names its product probable cytochrome P450 12c1, mitochondrial. The record is from RefSeq and is a predicted model, not a curated record. The transcript is spliced from 7 exons. Gene Ontology annotation, molecular function: monooxygenase activity; iron ion binding; heme binding. NCBI's taxonomy places the organism in Eukaryota, Metazoa, Arthropoda, Arachnida, Ixodida, Ixodidae. Bases 34 to 1107 code for a protein of 357 amino acids.